Austrofundulus limnaeus is the source of this 1744-nucleotide messenger RNA. RefSeq names its product transmembrane protein 267 (gene tmem267). Bases 127 to 873 code for a protein of 248 amino acids. The record is from RefSeq and is a predicted model, not a curated record. The transcript has 3 exons. Lineage: Eukaryota; Metazoa; Chordata; Actinopteri; Cyprinodontiformes; Rivulidae.
CAGGAUCAUCCCCGUCGAAGAAGAGUGAAGCCCARCCCAGUGGUAGGUUAAAGAUGCACAGUGAUGGGUCUGUGUGAACCUUGCUGACUUACUCUGGUGAUUGGCUCCCCAAGCCCAUCGUUCAACAUGCAAGGAUUCUACUCCAAGCUCGACUCCUCCCAGUCCUCGACCCCCUUGCUUGGGGUGGGCCUCGGGGGAGAAGGCGCUGCCCGYGUGCCUCUCAGCCUGGCUCUGGAGGCGGAGAAAGCCCAGGCCCUCCUGCAGACGUUCAGCUCGGCCUCCCUGUUGGCCUCGGCGGGGCUCGGGAUGUUCUGCGUGGCGGCGGACCACGCCCUCCAGCUGUCCGCCGUCCAGAACCACCUGUGGCUGCGCGCCGCCUUGGACAAUGCCACUCACGGACUGAUAGGGCUGUGGUCGUGGGCGAUUGUGAUCGGACUGAGGAAAAGGAGUGAUUUGUAUGAGGUGCUGCUGGCGGGGCUUCUGGCAUCCAUCAUAGACCUGGACCACUUCUACAUGGCUGGAUCUCUCUCACUCAAGGCUGCCGUCUCGCUCCCACACCGCCCCCCACUCCACUGUUCCUCCCUCAUCCCCGUCAUCUGCCUCACCCUGCGCUUCCUCAUGUGGGUGGGCCGCCUCAAGGACUCCUGGUGCUCCCUGCCGUGGAUGCUCUUCAUCUCCAUGACCACGCACCACGUCCGGGACGCCGUCCGCCACGGCCUGUGGGUUUGCCCGUUCGGCAACACCGCGCCCGUCCCCUACUGGCUGUACGUGAGCACCACGGCGACGCUCCCCCACCUCUGCUCGGUGCUCAUGUACCUGACCGGGACCAGGGACAUGAUCUCCACGAAACACGGAGUAGCCAUCGACGUUUAGGUGACGUCUGACGACAGGUUUCAAACCUUUAAAUACUUGAAAUAUGAAGGGGAACUAUGUAUAGCUCUUGAAAUAUGUGGUUUUCAGUUUAUGUGAAACUAACGCUAACUGUUUGAUGCUUUUCAAGAAAGGGAAUAUCUUUAAUGUAACAGAACAUUCCAAUGAGUGCCAGUCGUGAGUGUAUUCUUUAAAAGGUCCCUCUGUGGUUUACCGUACGUAUCUGAACCCCUGACUGAAGAGURCUUUUUAUCUCUAAUUGUUUUUAUAGCUGUGAAAGGUUUUCUUUCUUCUUAUCGGACAACUUUUGAACAAUUCUUUAGGCAAGAUUUGUAAUUUCCUUUUCCAGUCUAGCCUCAUCCUACAAACACUCAAGGAAAAGUCAACCAAAGGUUCGACCACAGGCUGUAAAACUACUCCACACCGGGUCACUUUCUUCUUCACUGCACCCAGCAGCUUCAGCACUGUCAUCCUUCUGUGGGUUGAAUUAGUCUCUGUGACUCUAAUGAAUUCCAACGCACAUGUAUAGCUUUUUGUAUCGGACUGGACUCAAAUUCUGCCGAACGACAGAUCCACUGUAAAUACCACAAAACGGUGUUUAAUGCCCCUUUCAAAGCCAUUUUCAUUAGGCCAGAUUCUUGGAACCAGCCAUUUUUUAGUACCUACUUCGUUGUGGUUCCAAGUGGUCAUAGUCGACACCAAAAUGCGACGUCAGAACUCUGUUCGUGACUUAUAAUAACUCGAGGCGCCGUUUUUUUUCAAUUGCAGCAGCGACAUUAGUCGUGUUUCCGUCCAACUUUAAUUCAAAUUUUUAAAUUUUCAGAACUUAUUCGGCAAAUGUGUUUCCAUCUCUCAUUUUGCGCAUUAACUCUUU